AUGUCGAGCUCAGAAACUAUUGAGCAAUAUUUUACUCGUGUUACAGAUCUUGUCAAUAAGAUGAGAGUCUUUGGAGAAGAUAUGCCCGAUAGCAAAGUAGUGGAGAAAAUUCUUCGCACCAUGCCAAUAAAGUAUGACCACGUGGUGACUACGAUACUAGAGUCCCACGAUAUGGAUACUAUGACGAUUGCAGAGUUGCAAGGAACCAUGGAAAGCCACAUCAGUAGAAUACCGGAGAAGUCAGAAAAAUCAACCGAGGAAGCCCUGAAAAGCCGAGUGAAUUUCAACAACGUUGCAGAAUCAAGCCGUACACAAGUAGGACGAGGUCGUGGUUUUAAUUUUCAAAGUAGAGGCAAAGAAAGUUUCAGAGGUAGAGGUCGUGGCAAUUACAACCAAGGAAGUUAUAAUAAUUUUACACCACCUAAUCAAGGAAGAGGUGGAACGAAUUUCAGGCCUGUUAACUGA
This is a messenger RNA of Arachis ipaensis, 465 nucleotides long. NCBI's taxonomy places the organism in Eukaryota, Viridiplantae, Streptophyta, Magnoliopsida, Fabales, Fabaceae. The record is from RefSeq and is a predicted model, not a curated record.